Molecule: messenger RNA, 652 nt
Organism: Marmota monax (woodchuck)
Lineage: Eukaryota; Metazoa; Chordata; Mammalia; Rodentia; Sciuridae
Product: phospholipase A and acyltransferase 4
Exons: 4
Biological process (GO): N-acylphosphatidylethanolamine metabolic process
Cellular component (GO): cytoplasm
Molecular function (GO): A2-type glycerophospholipase activity; glycerophospholipid phospholipase A1 activity
Source: RefSeq, a predicted model, not a curated record
UCGCUGGUCCACACGGGCUUCGGCCUUGGGCUGAAUCACACCUCUGCUUUCCAGGUCUCCAGCUUGCAGACGCCCAAACCUGGAGAUUUGAUUGAGAUUUUUCGGUUUGGCUAUCAGCACUGGGUCGUCUAUGUUGGAAAUGGUUAUGUGGUCCAUCUGACUACCCCAAGUAAGAACCCUACAGGUGGCUCCUCCAGCCCCUUCUCUGUCCAGGGAGGCAAGGCAAUGGUGAAACGGGAGCAGCUAGAGGAUGUGGCACGGGGCUGUUCCUAUCAGAUCAACAACUACUUGGAUGACAUGUACCAACCACUGUCUGCAGAAAAAAUCAUCAGUUAUGCUGAGAAGCUGAUUGGCAAGGAGAUAUGGUACAACGUUCUGGGCUGGAACUGUGAGCACUUUGUCACCCAUCUGAGAUAUGGCAAGUCCCACAGUGAGCAGGAGCAGACACCAAGAAACAGUGAAAACUUGAAGCAGCCACAGAAAUCUUGUGCCAGAAGUGACUGUGGAGACUCCAGUCGAGACGGACCUCACCACCCACCAGCUCCUCUGAUCUCCUGAUCCCCGCUGUCUGCAUGGCAGCCCUUAGCCCCUCCCCUUUCUCGCUAGCCCUCCCUCAUGGCUAAAGGAGAAUCAAUAAAUGUGUUUAUCCUUC